Porites evermanni is the source of this 447-nucleotide messenger RNA. The record is from the annotation of a GenBank genome assembly. NCBI's taxonomy places the organism in Eukaryota, Metazoa, Cnidaria, Anthozoa, Scleractinia, Poritidae.
UCCCGUAUAAAUCUUGCGAAGAUUCUUGCCAAGAUUCUCGUGGUAAAUCCCACCAAGAUUUUUGCCAAGAUUCUAGUAGUAAAUCGUACCAAGAUUUUUGGCAAGAUUCUAGAAAUAGAUCUUACCAAGAUUCCCGUAGUAAAUCUUACCAAGAUUUUUGCCAAGAUUCUCGUAGUAAAUCUUACUAAGAUUUUUGGCAAGAUUCUUGAAGUAAAUUCUACCAAGAUUCCCGUGGUAAAUCUUACCAAGAUUCUUGCCAAGAUUCUCGUAGUAAAUCUUACCAUUAUUCUUGCUAAGAUUCUCGUAGUAAAUCUUACCAACAUUCUUGGCAAGAUUCUAGAAAUAAAUCUUACCAAGAUUCCCUUAGUAAAUCGUACCAGGAUUUUUGCCAAUAUUCACGUAAUAAAUGUUACUAAGAUUCUUGCCAUGAUUCCCGUGGUAAAUCUU